Messenger RNA from Arabidopsis arenosa, 1072 nucleotides. The record is from the annotation of a GenBank genome assembly. NCBI's taxonomy places the organism in Eukaryota, Viridiplantae, Streptophyta, Magnoliopsida, Brassicales, Brassicaceae.
AGAAGAAGAAGAAGAAGAAGGAAAUGUCAGACUCGCCGAGUUCUUCUCCACCAGCACCGUCCGCCGAUUUCGCUCCAUCCGGGAAGACACAUUUCACCUAUGAAGAACUGACGGACAUAACAGAAGGAUUUUCUAAGCAAAACAUACUUGGAGAAGGAGGGUUUGGUUAUGUCUACAAAGGGAAGGGAAGGCCUGUCCUUGAAUGGGCUAGGAGAGUCAGAAUCGCUAUAGGUUCUGCCAAAGGUUUGGCUUAUUUGCAUGAAGACUGUCACCCAAAAAUCAUUCACAGGGACAUAAAGUCCGCAAACAUCUUGCUGGACGAUGAGUUGCUGACUUCGGACUUGCCAAACUCAAUGAUUCAACACAAACUCAUGUACUUGGCACCAGAAUAUGCACAAAGUGGAAAUCUGACUGAUAAAUCAGAUGUUUUCUCGUUUGGGGUUGUUCUCUUAGAGCUUAUUACCGGACGCAAACCUGUUGACCAGUACCAGCCUCCGGGAGAAGAGAGUUUGGUUGAAUGGGCUCGUCCACUGCUUGACAAAGCCAUUGAGACCGGCGAUUUCAGCGAACUAGUUGAUAGACGGCUUGAAAAGCAUUACGUGGAGAAUGAAGUUUUCAGAAUGAUUGAAACGGCUGCUGCUUGUGUUAGGCAUUCUGGUCCAAAACGUCCACGCAUGGUUCAGGUUGUGAGAGCACUGGAUAGUGAAGGGGACAUGGGAGAUAUCAGCAAUGGAAUCAAAGUGGGACAAAGCAGUGGUUAUGAAUCUGGUCAGACUAAAGUUGCGAUAAAGGACAUCGGGUAUACUUUAGGAAAAGGAGUGGUAUCAGGGACGAUGUUGCUCACACGUGUGAUGUAUGAUGCUUAUCAGAAUCGGCACGAGAGAAGGAAACACGAGAGUAAGAAGGAGUCUGAUAUAAAUAAGAGAAGAGGUGCAUCUUGAAUUAAGUGGGAGGUUAAUCGCUAUGAGACUGCGGUGGGGAGAGAAGAAUUUGAAGGGAUGCUGAAGAUUCUGAUCUCACUUUUCAUAACAACUUUACUUACUUGAAAUUGAAAUAAAUUAAGUAAUUAACC